Messenger RNA from Erpetoichthys calabaricus (reedfish), 4432 nucleotides. It is a transcript of the gene scarf1, whose product is annotated as scavenger receptor class F, member 1. Gene Ontology annotation, molecular function: scavenger receptor activity. NCBI's taxonomy places the organism in Eukaryota, Metazoa, Chordata, Cladistia, Polypteriformes, Polypteridae. The coding region runs from base 332 to 3058 and encodes 908 amino acids. The record is from RefSeq and is a predicted model, not a curated record. The transcript is spliced from 12 exons.
UGAAGGUAUACUUGAAUGCACCUUGAGAUGUUGAACGCAAAUUCUUUUAGGCUGUGGGGAUGACAUAAUCAUGCAUUUCUUGACGCCCUUUUACGAUAAAAGCAAAGUCCGGAGAGCCUUGAUUUUCUUCACAAAUGCAGAAGGAAGUGGCCUCCGCUUCCCCAGGAAGAGUGGUGAGGAAGCCAGUGGGCUGAGAAAAUCAUGCAGGCAGCCUAUCAGGCAUCCAGUAAUUUGAGAACUCAAGGCAGGCGUGGAGAAUUUAUUGGAGCCUCAAGAAGAAGCCCAACAAAACAGACAGUCUGAUUCUACUGGAUUGGCAUCACAGCUCGGAAUGGACUUGAUAUUAAAAGGCCUGUUUUUGUCCUACUUGUUGAUGUUCUGCCAUUCCCAGAUCCUGGAUAUAAAAGAAAAAAAUGUUUGUCGGGAUAAGAGAAACCCAUCACUUUUGGUUUGUUGUCCUGGGUGGAAACGUCAGGGGACCAACUGCAGUGUCCCACUGUGUGAAGGACCCCAAUCCUGUUCUGUAAAUGAAAUGUGUGUAAAUCCGGGGUUCUGCCUUUGUAAGCCAGGAUUCUUUGGAGCCAACUGUGAAACAAGUUGUCCUCCCCAGUUCUGGGGUUCCGAAUGCAAGAAGGUGUGCUCAUGUCAUCCACAUGGACAAUGUGACCCUGUAACAGGUCAAUGUACUUGCAAUUCAAAUCGCUGGGGACCCAACUGUCAAGAGACAUGCAAAUGUGGAAAUAAUGCUGCCUGUGACCCCCUUACAGGCCAAUGCAUCUGCAAACCAGGCUGGUGGGGGCUGAAUUGUAAACAGCAAUGCAAGUGCAAUCUUGAUAACUCCAAGUGUGACCUUAUCACUGGGAAGUGCAAUUGCUCACCAGGUUUCUGGGGUGCCAACUGUGCACUGAAGUGUAUGUGCGUUCACUCAUCCUGCCACCAAGAGACAGGGAUAUGCCACUGCAAGCCGGGCACAUGGGGGCCAGCCUGUGAGCGAUCUUGUACCUGCCAAAAUGGAAAUUGUGACCCCAGAAGUGGUGAAUGCCUCUGUGAACCAGGGUACAAGAGUCCUACCUGCAGUGAGCCUUGUCAGGCUGGCUUUUAUGGGAGCGGCUGCAAAAUGAAGUGUGGGUACUGCAAACAUCACAAAUCUUGUGACCCUAAGAAUGGGUCUUGUGUGGCCUGUGAGCUGGGCUGGAAUGGUACCCUCUGUAAUCAGCUAUGUCCUGCGGGUCGUUAUGGAGAAAACUGCAAUGGGGUGUGUCGGUGUCGUGGCAGUGAAGUCUGUAAUCGCAAGACUGGGACAUGCUUACACUGUAACCCUGGCUGGUCUGGACCAAGGUGUGAUUCCCCGUGUCCAGCUGGAAGCUAUGGAAACCUCUGCCGCUUUCAGUGCCAACCAUGCUACCAUGGAAGCUGUGAUUCAGUGACUGGACACUGCAUCUGUGACUCAGGCUAUCAGGGAGACAGCUGCAAUGCCACUUGUCCAGCUGGAUUCCAUGGCCAGAAUUGCUCAUCUCCUUGUCUCUGCAGGAGUGGUACUUGCCAUCCAGUCACUGGAGUCUGUGAUGCUGCUUUAGGAAGACAUGAAGUUCUCAUCAUUGCCAUUCUUGUCCCUCUUUUGCUGGUACUCUUGGCGGUCAUCUGCUGCUGCUGCUGCUGUGGAACCAACCUGAACGAUACAAAAGACAGGUCGGCUAUUAGUGAUGCUGGUCCAAUGACUCGCAUGAAGCACCAUGUUAUCUGUGUUAUAGCUAAUUUAAGCUCAGCCAUUCCCUGCUUUGUUCUGGGGUCUUCAACAUGGCCUCGGGUCACAGUGGCCCAUCAUGAUGCUGAUGUGACCUUUAACCACAGCUUUAUCGAACCUCCUUCUGCCGGCUGGGUAUCUGAGAACUCAUUCUCAUCUUUUGAAACAGACGAGGAAGGUCCUGUCUACUGCAUUCCACCCAAAGAAGGUGAUGGUGCAGAGUUCCAGGAAAUGGCUUCUAAGUGUAACAUCUUUCCAGAUGUUUCCUCCUUCAAUGCUGAGGAUGUUUCUCAGGCCUUCCCUAUUCCCCGAACCUCCAGCAUUGCCAAGUCCAAGAGGCCUUCAGUGAGCUUUGCAGAAGGCACAAAGUUCGGACCAGAGGAGCGUCGUGGAUCAGCUACAGAAAUGUUUAAUAUCCUUCGUGCAUCAAAAAUGUUAUGGGUGACCUCAAAGCUUUCAACUAUCCAGUCCAAUACUUCUUCACUAGAGGGGGAAGAACCAUCUUCAACUGAGGAUAAUCAUCAUUAUGAGGAUGCUGAGAUGCCAGAUGCCAAUCUAAAUCAAACAGACUCGGAUAAAGAAUCAAAAUCAGCGUCCACUGGGGGCAGUGGAGAAGCCCAAAGUGGUAGGAGAAGGACAAUGUCAAAUGCCAAAAGAAAUGCUCUGCCACAUCCAGCUGCAGAAAACACAGUUUCUGUACAAAAAGGCAAUUUAGAAAAAAUCUCAACUGUCUAUGUGACAUUAGGAAAAGCUGUGCGUCAGUCCAAAGCCUCCUCUGACUCAAGCAUGGAAGGGCCAGUUCAAUCAGUUUUGAGGAGACUGGGCAGCCUACAAAGACAGAAAGAAGACUCUCCCAAACCUAGUGGACGGGGAGACAAUAUAAUAAAGCCACCCCGAAGAAAACUUGGAGCCAGAGCUGGACUUUGGGAACAAGCCUUAGCUGCUUCAGCUGCCAAAGGUCUGCCUAAGCAGCAAACACAGGUUAGACAUUCAAAUAAAUUGGAUUGCUCUGUGGACUCUCAAGAGGGAACUGAGGAAAGGAGGCCUCUGAUGUCCACAUCCAUUCUUAAAAAUACUGUGAUGUCCUCUGGUGGAGAGGCAAGGGAAAAGUCAGAAAUGGAGAAUGGGGAUGGAGCUGUAGGGGACCAAUAUGAAACCCACUUGGAAUGCAGCAUAGCUUCAAACAUUAACCACAGUGGUCAAGGUGCUCCUAGUGCUGAUGAGCAACAGACACUUACAGAAGAUGAAGGGCCAAAAUAUGAAAAUGUAAAUCCAAGAGACAUUAAAUGUGCUUCAUACACAACAGAAGGUUAAAGCAAGAAAACAGAGCUCUCAUGAUGUGUUUCCACUCUUAUUACUGCCCUCUCAUUACUGGGGAAUUAUGUGUAAAUCUCUAAGCCACCUUUCCUAUUACAGGAUAAUUCUCAAUAAUUGAUUUCAGAAUCUGCUGAAAACUAUGUUGAAGAAAAGCUAACCAUACUUGACUCUUUGGCCUCCAUGAGAUUUUAACAUGUGCCUGAGAAGUUUACUCAUUUCAGGUUCUGCAGUUUAGGUAAAAAUUGAAAUGUUUCAGGACUAGUAAUCAUGGCUAAAGGUAACAGCAAUACAACAGUCAGGAACAACUGCUGACUCCAUUGUAACUGCCUCAUAGUCCAGAUGUAACACCGAAGGGUGAGACAACACCUUGUAGAACUGGCUGAUGGCUAAAUGAAGCUUAUUGUCCUAUUGGGUUACUAUUGUGCAAAAGCAAUAAGUAAAGUCCUUUUAGACAACAUUGCAGUAAGUGGCUCUGAAAGCAAAGGGAAGGAAUUUUGGGUUAUGGGUAGAAAGUCAACUGUUGAAUUCUGCAAAACUCUUCACCAGUCUUAUUUUGAAAAUAAAAACAAUGACAAAGAACAGCCAGAUUAACAAACAAUCCAACUAUAAUGUAUUUUUACCUUUGCUAAAAUCCACUAAUAGUAACUUAUUUGUAUCUUUAACUUGGUAGCAUGGCAUACAAUUUCAUAAGCCAUAACAGAGUGACCAGGUAACCAUUCAAAGAUGUAUACAAGUUUGCAAAUGUGGAAAAGUCUACAAUUCUGGUACUGUCUUAUAGCUCUGUAGAUUUCUAUUAGACUAGUAUAAUACAGCCUACAGAAUGCAUAUAUUUCUUCCUUUAUUCACCCCUUUAUCUGACUAAAUGGUACUACAGUAUACUUCCCUUUUUUAUUCUUAUAUUCUACUCACCAUUGCACACUCUUCAUUCAAAACAUGGUAGCUUCAGAUGUGGUAAUUUUAACAAUUAGUAAAGGUUGUUAUGUGCAUGACUUUCUCUUUACUGGCUGGUGCAUAUAGGAAUAAUGAAAAGGAACAAAGAAUUUGGUAUUGUGUUCAGCCCUAGAAGAGUGUUUCCCAAUUAUGUAAUUUUUAGAAUCCUCUCUAUACUAGAACAAUAGAACACACUACAUUACAGGGAAAACUCACCCACAUACUCAUUUAUACAAAGCUAAUUUCAAGUCUUCUAAUAUUCACAACUUUGGGAUGUAGGAAGAGAACAGCAUCCUCUAAGAAAGUCUAUGUGGCCACAGGAAUCACAUGCAAAAUCCAUACAUAUGCUGACUGUGACAGGAUCUGAAGCAGUCUCAUAGAGCAGGGGUAGGCAACGUCGGUCCUGGUGAGCCGCAGUAUGUGCAGGUUUUUGUUCCAACC